Myotis brandtii (Brandt's bat) is the source of this 2348-nucleotide messenger RNA. RefSeq names its product ATP-binding cassette, sub-family G (WHITE), member 5 (gene ABCG5). The transcript has 13 exons. Gene Ontology annotation, molecular function: ATP binding; ATP hydrolysis activity; ABC-type transporter activity. Gene Ontology annotation, cellular component: plasma membrane. Lineage: Eukaryota; Metazoa; Chordata; Mammalia; Chiroptera; Vespertilionidae. The record is from RefSeq and is a predicted model, not a curated record. The coding region runs from base 9 to 1967 and encodes 652 amino acids. Gene Ontology annotation, biological process: cholesterol homeostasis.
UGUUGACCAUGAGUGAACUCCCAUCCUCGACCCCCGUGGGGCCCUCAGGACUCCAGCUAAGCAAAGGCCCCCGGGGCUCCUCGGAGGAGGCUCCUGCAGCUGCAUCAGAGCCUCGGCACAGCCUGGGCGUCUUCCACGCCUCCUACAGCGUCAGCUACCGCGUCGGGCCCUGGUGGGACAUCGCAUCUCGUCGGCAGCGGUGGAACAGGCAGAUCCUCAAAGAUGUCUCCUUGUACGUGGAGAGCGGGCAGAUCAUGUGCAUCUUGGGGAGCUCAGGCUCCGGGAAAACCACGCUGCUGGACGCCAUGUCCGGGAGGCUGCGGCGCCAGGGGACCUUGCUCGGGGAGGUGUGCGUGAACGGCCAGGCGCUGCGCAGGGACCAGUUCCAGGACUGCUUCUCCUACGUCCUGCAGAGCGACACUCUGCUGAGCAGCCUCACGGUGCGCGAGACGCUGGGCUACACGGCGCUGCUGGCCAUCCGCGGGGCCUCCCGGGCCUUCAUCCAGAAGAAGGUGGAGGCCGUCAUGGCCGAGCUGAGUCUGAGCCACGUGGCCGACCAACUGAUCGGCAACUACAACUUCGGGGGAAUCUCCACUGGCGAGCGGAGGCGGGUCUCCAUCGCAGCCCAGCUCCUCCAGGAUCCCACCAUCAUGCUGUUUGAUGAGCCCACGACAGGCCUGGACUGCAUGACUGCAAACCAGAUCGUCGUCCUCCUCGCAGAGCUGGCCCGCAGGGACCGCAUCGUGAUCCUCACCAUCCACCAGCCCCGCUCUGAGCUCUUCCAGCUCUUUGACAGAAUCGCCAUUCUGAGCUUCGGAGAGCUGGUUUUCUGCGGGACACCGGUGGAAAUGCUUGAGUUCUUCAGUGGCUGUGGCUACCCUUGUCCUGAACAUUCAAACCCUUUUGAUUUCUAUAUGGACCUGACAUCAGUGGAUACCCAAAGCAAAGAACGGGAAAUGGAAACCUACAAGAGAGUCCAAUCGAUUGGAUCUGCCUACAGAGAAUCAGCAAUUUAUCACAAAACCUUGGAGAAUAUCGAAAGAACAAAACACCUGAAAACAUUACCAAUGGUUCCUUUCAAAACCAGAGACUCCCCUGGAACUCUUUCUAAACUGUGUGUUCUUUUGAGGAGAGUGACGAGAAACUUAAUGAGAAAUAAGCUGGCAGUGGUUAUGCGUCUGGUUCAGAAUCUGAUCAUGGGUUUGUUCGUCAUUUUCUUCCUUGUACGGGUCCAGAACGAUGUGCUCAAAGGUGCUUUCCAGGACCGCGUGGGUCUCCUGUACCAGUUUGUGGGUGCCAUGCCAUACACAGGCAUGCUCAACGCAGUGACUCUGUUUCCUGUGCUGCGAGCGGUCAGUGAUCAGGAGAGCCAGGACGGCCUGUACCAGAAGUGGCAGAUGCUGCUGGCCUAUGUGCUGCACGUCCUCCCCUUCAGCGUCAUUGCCACCAUGAUCUUCAGCAGCGUGAGCUACUGGACUCUGGGCUUGUACCCCGAGGUUGCCAGAUUUGGAUAUUUCUCUGCUGCUCUCCUGGCCCCCCACUUAAUUGGGGAAUUUCUAACUCUCGUGCUACUUGGAAUGGUCCAAAACCCAAAUGUGGUCAACAGUAUAGUGGCUCUGCUCUGCAUUGCUGGGGUGCUGGUGGGAUCCGGACUCGUAAGGAACAUAGAAGAAAUGCCCAUUCCUUUUAAAAUCUUCACUUAUUUUACAUUCCAAAAAUACUGCUCUGAGAUUCUUGUAGUCAAUGAAUUCUAUGGACGGAAUUUCACUUGUGGCAGCUCAAAUGGUUCUGUGACAGCUAAUCCAACGUGUGCCUUCAAUCAAGGACUCCAAUUCAUUGAGAGAAUCAGCCCGGGUGCAACAUCCCGAUUCACAGCAGACUUCCUGAUCCUGUAUGCGUUUAUUCCAGCUCUUGUCCUCCUAGGAACAGUUGUGUUUAAAGUGCGGGAUCAUCUCAUUAGCAGAUAGUAAAGCACGUUGCUGUGAGAAUGGAACUGAAGCUCCUAGAGGUGCCUGGCUGCAUUGAAUGUCUGAAAUAAGAAUGCCUCCUGUUUCUGUCUUGACAGUACAUCUGAAGUCUUUUAAACCAUUAAGACUCCUUUUGUGCUCUUGGAUCCAUGAGGCCUUGAAUGCUAUUCCAAGUUGUAGGGACAUGUGGUAUUUAGAAAUUGUGACUAAGCCAGUCCAAAAUGUAGAUAAUAAUACUUCAUAAAGUUAUGGAGACUGUAAUAUUUGUUUUCUUUGCUUUAGAGAGAAAAAUAGGUCGGUUAAAAAAUUAUGCUUACAUUCGCUAAAGGAUUCAGUAAAAAGAAUCCUGAAUAGUUAGCAGAAAAGUAGCAGAAAAGGGAG